Molecule: messenger RNA, 2115 nt
Organism: Labrus bergylta (ballan wrasse)
Lineage: Eukaryota; Metazoa; Chordata; Actinopteri; Labriformes; Labridae
Product: protein FAM163A
Source: RefSeq, a predicted model, not a curated record
UCUGAGGACGCAGCCAUGCCGACUCGUCUGCCGGGCUGCCGCCUCGUCUCAACCGUCUCCCGCGCUUCACCGAGAAGGAGGAGGUUGCCAUGAGAUGUCCCACAGGCCUACCUCACUGGUUGUGAGUGAACCGGCGGGAAAAAAGGGGAUAACCGACGGCGGAUAAUGACAUGAUGGUUCCGGUGUAGCGCGAGCACAGGGGGGGGGGGUGUGGGGAGAGCUCCGGGCGUCUUUAAUGAGCGGUGCUGGAGAGGAAAUCAACGGACUUUAUUGUGUGUGGAACCACGACUCUGAACACACCGCAGUAAUUAAAAAGACAAACGGUGUCUCGUACCGGUUGCUGAGGUUUCCUUCAGUCUGAAAGCUCUCCCCGGAGGCUUCGCUGGACAGUCGAGGAUGAUGUCCCUCAGAUGGUGACUUGUGCAGGAGCUUCAGAGAGAGGAGGUUUUGAGAGUAAAACUCAUCAGGGCUGUCUGGGUUUCCUACCUUCUCUCACUCCUCUGUCUCUGCAUCUCCAGCUGUCUUCUAAUGGUUUGAUGGAGAGCUGGUCGAAUGUCAGCCGGAACUGUUGUUAUAUCCGGAGGAAUUCUCGCCGGAGUGAUACUGCUGUGCAUUGUGGCAGUGCUCUGUUACUGUAGACUCCAGUAUUAUUGCUGUAAGAAGAAUGAUUCUGAGGUGGACGCGGGCCCUGCGGUCGGACCGGACCCUCUUUCUCAUUUUCCCUGCAAUGCCUGUGACAUCCUAGCCAUGGAUGGCGCUGCUAUCACCCCCGUCUCUCUGGAUCAGCUGGACUCGGGUUCUCACCACAACUACUGCCCCACAUGUUCCCCGUACUCGGUCCGCUCUGGACGUACAAAUGACAUGCGCAACGGAGGGGAGCGGCUCGGCUUCCACACCUACUACGAGAACCCAGCUGUCUCUCUUCCCCUAUCCACCAACCCGCAGGGAUCCCCCCAUUUGAGCUAUAUCGGCCACAAGGACAUGUUUCCUCCACCGCCACGACCCUACAGCACCCAGGUCUGACCUUUGCGCCAACAUAAAGACACACACGCUCUGACUUGCACACAUUUAAACAUUUAGCCCAUGUCCUAUUGUUUGGGACCCCAAUCAGGUGAUGGAUUACAAUACAGAACAAUUACACAGUUGCCUACAUUGAUGUAAAUCCUCAUACCUGUCACAACAUCCAGGCUCAUUUAUCCACAGGAGUGACCUAUAAACUGAGCCCACUGAAAGCGCACUCUGUGUGGGCAGUAAAUCCUUGGACUAAGCCCAUGUGGAUCUGCAGAGAGCAGCAUAGACAGUGAUUUAUUCACAGCCAUUUUCUGCAAAACCUUAGUUUGUCUGACACUGAGCUGGAUCAAAUGUGGUACAAAUUUGUCGUGUGGUAAUUAAGUUGUGAAUGUAACAUUGAAGCAACAUUAAGAGUUAGUUUGAACUCGAUACUGUACAUGUAGUCGGGUAAAAAAAACGUCCCUCCAGUGCUUUGGAAGUAUCGUCACAGUUGGUGCUAGGGAUGCAGUUUUUGAACACGUCCAACAAUCUGUGUUAAUGAUCACAUUCAAAUGACUCAUUAAAACAUCAGAAAAUAAUUAAGACGCUUAUUUUUUACCAUUUAAGAUUAUUAUUGAUGUGAGAAAUAAACACUGUUUAUGUGCCACGACACAACACAGAUGAAUAAAUAUGAUAUUCAUGAGAAAAACAUGAAUUUAAGUUAUGAAUUAAAAAAUACAUAAAUAAAACAGCCUAAAUCAUCCUUUGAGGAUUGUCUUCAGUAAUUAAAAAUGUAAUUCAGUUCUUAUCAGAACUAAUGUUCUUCUAGAAAAAACCCAAAUUUAAACUUUAUUAAUCUUUCAUUUUCAGUAAACAGGCUGUUUGACUGUUUGACUGCCUGUUCACAUUUGUUCUGCGUGUACUGCUAAUCUGCUAAAUGUCUCAAUAAUCGAGAAGUUAUUCCUGCUUAAAUGAUUCUAAAUGAUCGGAUAAAUAAAUUCAUAUGCCUUUUAUAAGCUCAUCUCCAUACCCUGGCUGCAUGACACCGAUAAUUAUUUUCUCUCUAACGUCAAAUACAACUGAGAAGUCUUUGACCUGAGAGUCCGCAAUCAACCAUCAUCUCCA